UUUUUUUUUUCCUUCUAACGGCCCAUCAUCAUCACUCUCCCCUGCUGCUCUGCUUCCGAGAACUUAAAGGGUCGCAACGGGAACCUACAGUGGUGGUCGCAACAGGAAAUUCAUUAAGCGCAUUAAGCAACAGGCAAGAGCGUCUUUGCGCCAACAUCUGUUCGGAAAGGACUCCUGUUUUCUGGGGAGACACAGCAUCUCUAGCCGGGCUCUCUUCCUCGUAGAAAAAGUUUGAGACAGUCAGGGAAUCUUUGGGAGGACGGUGACACCCGUCCAUCACACUAGCCCACCAUGCCGGCCGAAAUUCUAUCAGAGCUACCAUUGAGGCCAGCACCGAGAGACAUCAAAAUCCCCAACGCCAUGCACAAUGAAGAGAGGCGGCACAAACACUCUCGCUCCUCCUACUCAGAGAUGUCCCCUCUCAUGUCGCGAAACAACUCUCUGACUUGGCGUCCUGCCAAACGCCCCAUGCCGACCCCCGAUAAGACGAUUGCGGUCAUCAACGCCGCCGGCCGACAGGCUGCUUCUUUCAUCAGAGUAGCCACUGCCGUUGGCUUCCACGUACGAGCCCAAAUGAGGAAUCUCGAGGGUGUUGUGGCCACCGAAGUGUCGACGAAUCCCAACGUUACCGUUCUGCAGGGUGAGCUUUACACCAAAGAGACCCCUGCGGAAAGUGAUAAGGGACAAUGUGUCGACGUCACCAAGAAUGGACCCAUUUCCGGCAUCGGCGUGAACGACGCCCUCAUCUCCGAACUCUUCAGAGGCGCUCAGCUUGCCUUUAUCAACACCACCUUCUAUGGCGACGAGGAAAGGAUUGGCAUGGCCCUGGCAGACGCUGCUAAGAAGGCCGGAGUCCAACAUUACGUCUACUCCUCGAUGCCCGACCACCAUGCCUACAACAAGGACUGGCCAUCACUACCGCUCUGGGCGUCGAAGCACCGUGUGGAGGACUAUGUGAAGGAGAUUGGUAUUCCGGCAACCUUUGUCUACACUGGCAUCUAUAACAAUAACUUCACCUCGCUGCCAUACCCCCUCUUUUGCACCGAUUUGCAGCCGGACGGAUCGUGGAUCUGGCAAGCACCCUUCCAUCCAAACGCCAAGCUCCCGUGGCUUGAUGCUGAGCACGACGUUGGCCCGGCUAUUCUGCAGAUUUUCAAGGACGGCGUCAAGAAGUGGGGUGGAGGCAAGCGCAUCGCACUAGCAUACGAGAUGCUCACACCUCUAGAAGCAUGCGAGGUCUUUUCCCGGGGUGUCGGCCGACCGGUACGGUACGUCCGCGGACCGAUCGAGGUCAAGGUCAAGAUUCCCGAGGGCUAUCGAAUCCAGCUGGAGGCGCUCGAGGAGCUCUUUAACCUGCACAACGAGGAUCCCGAGAAACAACCACCAUACUUUGGCGACAUUGAGCUUGAAAGAAGCUGCCCUCGGGCGGCUCUGGAGCUGUGGGAAGGUCCAAGAGGACUGGAGGAGUACGCCCGCGAAGUGUUCCCGCUAGAGGAGCAAGCCAACGGCCUCACAUGGAUGAUCGAGGAGUAUGACGGAGGCGGCAGCAAUAAUAUCGGUAAUAAUCAUAAUAAUCACCACCAACAGGAGGAGCAUUACCAGCACCAAAACGGACAUCAAAACGGUCACAAUGGGAUCAAUGGGCAUAUCGUAAAUGGUGGAGUUGAUUCCGAGAGCGAAGAGGAAGACUCCGAUUCGGAUGACGAGGGAUUGGUGAUGCGAGGGAACAAGCGGGCUGAUGAGGAAUGGCUCGCGUAGCAAUCAUCCAUCCACAUCCACGCAAUCGACUGUUGGUAAGAAGGGGAGCAUGACAGAGCAUCAAGGGGAGCAAAUGGAAACAACAAUACCCAUCUUCUUACUGUUAUCAAAAUUUUCUUCCUUUUUCUCGGG
This is a messenger RNA of Neurospora hispaniola, 1890 nucleotides long. Its product is annotated as nitrogen metabolic regulation protein nmr. The coding region runs from base 292 to 1758 and encodes 488 amino acids. Gene Ontology annotation, cellular component: nucleus. The record is from RefSeq and is a predicted model, not a curated record. The transcript has a single exon. NCBI's taxonomy places the organism in Eukaryota, Fungi, Ascomycota, Sordariomycetes, Sordariales, Sordariaceae.